GUGAAAUCCACCUGGGCACAACCUCUUACCCUUAGGACUGAAACUAGGCAAUCACUCUCUCUAUUUUCUCACCGCUCGCGCUUCGAUGCCACCUCUCCGUUCUCCCCACGCUUCACAACCUCGGGUCUGCCGUGCGCUGCUUCACAAGCGACCCACAAUACAAGUAUGAGCAACACGCGGCGAAACCUCCGUAACACGCGAAGCGCAUUAUCCACUCCGCCUAGAUCCUCGGUCCGGCGAGCAAGACCUGCGCAGAGUGACGACGACGUUCCGGAUGUCUUCCGUGAGAUGCUGUCGGGGACAGACCCGGACGAAGACGGCAGGCCGCUAAAGAAACGAAAGAAUGCGUCGUCCGCACGCGCAACAGCUGUUGAAGUGGUGGCAGAAUCCAGUGCGCGGAAGUUGAUUCCGAGUGGUCGACCUUCUUCAAGCAUACAUGAGAUCGCAACUCCUUCGAAAGCCGACGACGUUGCCAACAUCGAAACGCCCGGAAACCGCAUCCCUCAGACAAUAGAGGCAUCAGAUGCUUCAGAGGAUAGCGACUUUGGGUGGGAGGAUGCGCUUGCGGAAACAAAUGACGAAGAGCUGGGUACAGAAGAAGAUGGGGAUGUGGAGGUGGGCGAUCUAUCGAUUACGAUUGGUGAAAAGGAAUCGCAGGGCCAAGGAAGCGUGAAAAAACUCAAGAGACGAGGUAUAACUUCCGCCGAGAAGAAACAGCGAUUGGAAAUUCAUAAGCUGCACGUCCUCUGUUUGCUAUACCACAUAUAUCGUCGGAACAGCUGGUGCAACGACCAUAAGGUUCAAGCCGCACUCAGACAACUGCCCUCCGCAAAGACCUUGUCGAAUCUUGUCCCUAACCCUGAGUACACGCAAUUUCAAGCUUCCAAGCGCUUCAUAGAUGGAAUGAAAGACUUGAGCUCAUUUUGGUCAAAGAGAUUCACAAUAACGGCACUGGGUAUGUACAAGCCACGCUGGACAGAUGGGGACGCAGACAUACCGGACUUCUCCGCUUUUGACGACCUUGACCCACCUACGGAUUUGGAAGAUUUCCGAAGGGCAGCCACUAUAUUGCACGGUUCUCAGGAUGUUGGGGCGCAGUUGUUUUGUGCACUUUUACGUGCCAUUGGCGUAGAGGCAAGACUGGUCUGUUCGUUGCAAUGCUUACCCAUCGUAUCGAUCACUCAGUCAACGCCUCAUAAGCAGUCACCAGCGAAACAUACAAUCCCCUUGGAUCCUUAUAAUCAAUCCAAUGCCCUCUCUUCGACAACGGUACGGACGCCUUCACGACCGAAGCGGCUAUCGCGACUCGAACGAGCUAUCGGUGAACGGAGUAAGGCCAUCGGCACAGGUGUUGCCCCGAAGCAGACGAAGAAGUACCAUGCGCCGUAUCCCGUCUACUGGGUCGAAGCCUUCAACGCCGCUCAGCAAAAGUGGGUUCCGAUUGACCCAUUGUCGACGUUCACGGUCGAUAAACCAGAAAAGCUGGAGCCACCUCUAAGUUAUGCGCAAAACACGCUUACAUACGCAAUUGCCUUCGAGGAGGACGGCACAGCAAGGGAUGUGACACGACGGUAUGCAAAAGCAUUCAAUGCUAAGACUCGGAAACUUAGAGUUGAAGCUACAGAAGGUGGCGCGAGGUGGUGGAAGGGUGCGCUGAAGGCGUUCAAGCGGAAGAGACCACUUGAUCGAGAUCAAGUUGAGGAUGCACAACUCGCCCGCAAAGAAGCUGCAGAAGGUAUACCGAAGAACGUACAAGAUUUCAAAGGGCAUCCAAUCUAUGUUCUCGAGCGGCACCUGAGACACAACGAAAUCAUACACCCAAUGCACCAGGUGGGCAAGGUCAAUGUGGGAUCCGCAAUGAACCCCAAGUUGGAACCGAUAUACCGGAGAAAAGACGUUCACAUUGUAAGAAGCGCAGAUAAAUGGUAUCGACUGGGAAGGGAUGUCAAAGACGGCGAACAACCAUUGAAACAUGCGAAACCGAGGAAAGGAGUUCGACGGUCAGUGCCACCGGACAUGGAGUUCGACGAGCAGGAGGAUGAGCUUGGCGUGGGUCUAUACGCACUGUUCCAGACUGAGGUCUAUGUCCCUCCGCCGGUGGUUGGAGGCCGUGUUCCUCGCAACGUCUUUGGUAAUCUGGACGUAUAUGUCCCGUCCAUGGUGCCACCAGGAGGUGUGCACAUUCGACACAAGCUGGCCUCGAAAGCUGCGCGCAUCGUUGGGGUGGAUUAUGCCGAUGCAGUCACCGGCUUCUCAUUUAAGGGCAGACAUGGUACGGCGAUAAUUCAAGGUGUGGUCGUAGCGCAGGAGUACGCCGAGGCCGUGCAAGCUGUCAUUGAAGGGAUAACAUACGCUCAAGAAGAAGAAGAGAACUCACAGCGGAGUGCCGAGGCUCUUCGUAUGUGGAGGCGAUUCCUGCUAGGUCUGCGGAUUGCACAGAGAGUGAAUGCCAUCGAGAUUGAUGGCGAGACCGGGCCAGUGAUUGAUGUGCAAGCAGAGAUUGAGAAGGAGGACAAGCACAUCAUUGAACAGCAGCUCGCAGGAGGUUUCUUCAUGGAAGAAGGUGCCGCCAUUGAGCCUCCGGCAAAACCCACAAGGUCUUUGGGCUCUGGGUUACCAGACGACCGUUACGGUGGGGGCUUCAUUGCGGACGAGUAUGAGGAAGCCGGAGGGUUUCUCCCUGAACAGCCUGCCAGUGGUGGCGGUUUCAUACGCGAUGUGGUCAAUCAGGGUGGCGGGUUUCUCCACGAGGAGAAUGAUUCAGGUGGAGGGUUCAUACCUGAAUCUGCUAAUGUUGGUGGCGGAUUUAUACCCGAGGCACAGGCUCAACGGGCCAGCCAUACACCGGAGCCAUCUAAUCACUCCAGGGCGCCUGAGGCACAAAGCAGUGUGACAGGACUUACGCAAGAUGUAGGCCAUGUCCAACUAAAAGAUGCAGAAGAAGGCAGCGCCGCUAAAUCGUCUCCGGGAGCCUCUGGCACAGCUCAAACAAACCCUGAACCGGCUGAACCGCCAGGCUCUUCGCCUUCAGAAGCAGGCUCAUUGCCGCUGGAGGACCCAGAGGAUGAGGAUGCUGAUCCUGAAUGGUUGGUGGAUGUGACGUAG
Westerdykella ornata is the source of this 3105-nucleotide messenger RNA. RefSeq names its product Rad4-domain-containing protein. The transcript is spliced from 2 exons. The record is from RefSeq and is a predicted model, not a curated record. Lineage: Eukaryota; Fungi; Ascomycota; Dothideomycetes; Pleosporales; Sporormiaceae. Bases 166 to 3105 code for a protein of 979 amino acids. Gene Ontology annotation, molecular function: single-stranded DNA binding; damaged DNA binding. Gene Ontology annotation, cellular component: nucleus; XPC complex; cytoplasm. Gene Ontology annotation, biological process: mismatch repair; nucleotide-excision repair.